AUGGCAUAUAUCAGUAGCAUUUAUUAUAUCUUAGAAUUCGUACAGCAUCCGUUCGAAGGUCAAAUUGAUUCUUUCGUUGAGCCUGAGCCAAUUCUUAAACUUACAGCUUACAAUGCAUUAGGGGCAAUAAAUCCCGAGGACAUAAAUAUUUCAAAUUUAAUUGUUGUAGCGUAUAUUGUUAUGCUACAAGAUGAUAAUGACGAAGACAACAGCAAUACGAAAAGCUGGAUAAAAACCACUAGAGAGAAAUUCUACGAUUAUUGUAUGGAAACUCCGUAUAAAUUGAUGGAUCUUGAGAAUCGGAAUGGUAUAUAUUUUGUAUUUUCGGAGCUUAAUAUUCCAAAAUGCGGAGUGUAUAAAAUCGUGUAUCGAGUUUUUGAUAUUACGAGUCCUAGACUACUGACAUUCGACGGCGAAAAAUUAUAUCCACUCGACGAAAUAGAAUCGAAUCGGAUCAUAAUCUAUUCAAAUGAGUUUCCAAUUCGAAAAAGCGAACCAAAUGCUUUAUCAACGUGGUUAAACGGACAGAUCAUAUGGCAUUGGUUGAAUUUGUUAGAUGAAAAAAUUGCCAAGCAUAAUUUCGUCUUUUAA
Ambispora gerdemannii is the source of this 591-nucleotide messenger RNA. The record is from the annotation of a GenBank genome assembly. Lineage: Eukaryota; Fungi; Glomeromycota; Glomeromycetes; Archaeosporales; Ambisporaceae.